This is a messenger RNA of Ostertagia ostertagi, 489 nucleotides long. Lineage: Eukaryota; Metazoa; Nematoda; Chromadorea; Rhabditida; Trichostrongylidae. The record is from the annotation of a GenBank genome assembly.
AUGUUGGCUCCACGUUAUGCCGUAUUCGAGCACUUUUUGGUAGAUGGCCGAUGGUAUUUGACGGUGAUUAACGAGCGUAAUCGAGUGGAACCAAUCAGCUUGUUGGCCUACUCAAUCGCUGCUCCGACGUCUUCAUCUGCUGACGGUACAAAUCCACUAGUGGUUCGAUGCGAUGCUGACUGUAAUGGUCAUGGUGAAUGCCUUUCCGGUGGACGAUGCCGAUGUGCUUCUGGUUAUACAGGAGAAGCUUGCGAAGAACCCGUUUGCCCUGUAGUGUGUAGUGGCAAUGGAGUGUUCUCUGGUGGCGCAUGUGUUUGUCGGACUGGGUUCAAAGGAAAGGAAUGCGAUGUGCAUGCUCAUUGGUGCGAAAUCCCUGACUGUAGCGGUCAUGGACGAUGUGGUGACGAAGGCGUGUGCCACUGUGAUAAAGGAUGGACCGGAGAGGGCUGUGAAUCGGUGAGGAUUUUUAGAUAUUAUUUUUUGGAUUAA